AGAGCAUCAUGCAAGAAUGCUGAGUGUGUAUUCGCUGACAAGUGCAAUGGAGCAGCUAACAAAUACCUAUGUGUACCGGUGGACUUCCGAUUUCUCACAUGGCUGAUAUUCGGCUGUUUUCUCGUGGUUUUGUUGGCCUGCUCCUCACUAGUGGCCUGUUAUGCAUGUAGAGCCAUUCGAGCUUCUAUCGCUACCCAACAGAUGCAUUACCCGGAUAGAGAAGUUGUUUUCACCAAUCCUGGACGAGUUCAUCAUAUUGCAUUGGAUGGAACUCAUGGAACUCAUUACAGAGAGGGCCCAACAAGGCGAUAUUGAAA
Strongylus vulgaris is the source of this 317-nucleotide messenger RNA. The record is from the annotation of a GenBank genome assembly. NCBI's taxonomy places the organism in Eukaryota, Metazoa, Nematoda, Chromadorea, Rhabditida, Strongylidae.